Messenger RNA from Solanum lycopersicum (tomato), 1233 nucleotides. Its product is annotated as protein DELAY OF GERMINATION 1-like. Gene Ontology annotation, biological process: DNA-templated transcription. Gene Ontology annotation, molecular function: sequence-specific DNA binding. The record is from RefSeq and is a predicted model, not a curated record. NCBI's taxonomy places the organism in Eukaryota, Viridiplantae, Streptophyta, Magnoliopsida, Solanales, Solanaceae.
AAAGCACGAUUGUUUUAAAGUCCAACCAAAUACUUUGACGUUACUUAAUUAAGAUGAAGGUGGUGCUAUUCGGCUGUUUUUGUCCUCCUCUCAAUAUCGGAUUUAUAUGAUGUCUCCGCCCGCCUACCCCGAGUUGUCUCUCAGAUCAUUCCGCCUUAUAUAUAUAUAUAUAUCUCCUUAUACCACAUAUGUGAAACUAACUUGUUAAUUAAUUACUCCGAAGAAGAAGAAGAAGAAAAUGGCAACUGAUUCAAAAAAAACUGAUCGUGAGGAACAAGAAUAUGCAAAGUGUGUUUGGAUGAGUCUUCAACACGAAGAACUAACCGAACUUGAAGAUGCUGCAGCUCAAAUCCAAGACGGUGAAAAAGAUGAAGGGAAACUGACACAACUCGCUGAAAAAAUCAUACAACAUUUUCAAGAGCACUCUGACAACCGUCUCCGUCUAGCCCGAAAAGACGUGUCCCCAUUCUUCGCACCGGUCACGUGCUCACCUUUGGAGAAUUCGGUCUUAUGGAUCGCUGGCUGUAGACCUUCUUCUUUCAUUAGACUCAUUUAUGCUCUCUGUGGAUUCGAACCCGACGUCCAAGGAACUGAUCCGUGCCUUGAAGGGAUAGUAACCGAGGAUCUUCGCGAACUAUCUGAGAAACAGCUGAGGAUGAUUAACGAGUUGCAAGGCAAGACGAUUCGAGAGGAGAGGAGGAUUUCAACGAAAUUUGCUAGCUUACAAGAGGACACGGUGGAUCAACCGCUUGCGGGGAAGAUGAAGAAAGAGGGACAUGGUUGUGAGAAAGCGGAUGAAGCUUUAGAUGAACAUAGUGGACACAUGGCGGAUGUAAUUGAAGAAGCUGAUCGACUGAGAAUGAAGACGCUGAAGGAAAUAGUGAACAUACUUGAACCGGUUCAGGCGGUGGAAUACUUAGCAGCAGCUAAGAAAAUGAGGUUUUGUGUGCAACAAUGGGGAGAGAAGAGGGAUCAGCAGCAUAAGGAGUAGUUCGUUCUACUUAUUUUUUUAAAAAAAUAAUAAAUGGGGAAGGGCAAAAAAACUAAUGCAUGUUGCUUUUUAUAGUAGUACUAAGUUUUGAUAAUUAAUUUUAUGCUUGAAUUUGGUUUUGCUUGUAUAAGUUCGUUUUAUUUCUUCAUCUGUAAAAUGUUUUCACCCGCGGCUUCUUGUUUUCGGCAAAAAUAAUCCUCUCAAAGAAACCGUUUUACUUUAAGCGGUUACUUUUUUUACCA